UUCCGACGUCUCCCGUUUCACAUGUUUCUCACCCGUAUCAGAAAAGGAAACUUGUUGGAAACGGAGACCCUCGAAUCAGGGUCUUGAUAUGUCAUCCAUUUUUUUUUUAUUUUUUUUUUUGCGAUCUGAUCCGCCUCCAUUGAUGGUCAUCUUUUGGUCUGUCAUACAUAAAGCAGUAAUCCAAAUUCCACUCCUUUAUGUAAAAAUUUGGCCCAUCUGAAGGGUCGCCUGAAAAUUUUCAGUCACACACCGUGUUCCAGCCUUUGUUCAUUCCACACCAGGCACCAGUAUGGGCUCGCACUCCCACUCGCAUUCUAAGCACAAGUCCAAGAAGCGAAGACAUUCAGACGAUUCACACAAGGAAAGACACAGCCGAAAGAGAAAACAUAGCCGGUCUCCUUCUGUCGAACACCCUUCUAAACGAUCUCAUCCGCACCAUAAAGCGAGUGAAGAAAAAAAUGCCAACGACGACGCUAUUGCUCAAUUAAGAAAGCUGGCUCAAGCGCAGAAAACGAAAGAACAGCCGAAAGAAAAAAAAGUAAUCAGUACUCCUGAGACUAGUCACCAUGGUCGUCGACAAGUCAUGGUUCCCAUGACCAAAGAAUCUUACGAGAAAGAACGAUCGAUUAUUCGCCGCGAACUCGAUCCUGAUACAGGUCGAAUGCGUUUGGUGAGGGCGACAGGCGAAAUCCUGGAAAGUGUGGUGACUCGGGAUCAGCAUCGUGCCAUCAACAAAACCGCGACUUUGAGUGAUGGUAUCAACUUCCAAGCUCGUCUCUCUCAACAAAUGCAUCACAUAUCGUAAAAUGAACGACACUGCAACUCAGCUUACGUUGUCUCGUGAAAUACUGCAAUUGCCGCACCGUAAAGAGUAUGCUGAAGUAUCUAUCGCAA
Molecule: messenger RNA, 894 nt
Organism: Radiomyces spectabilis
Lineage: Eukaryota; Fungi; Mucoromycota; Mucoromycetes; Mucorales; Radiomycetaceae
Product: nuclear RNA-splicing-associated protein-domain-containing protein
Exons: 2
Coding region: 290-805 (171 amino acids)
Source: RefSeq, a predicted model, not a curated record